ACAUGGACGAUGAAUAUUAUCCUGCGAUUUCGAUGAAAACUGACUGCGGUGACAUGGAACAAGAUCACGUGUCGAUAAAAGAUGAACCUUCCAGCGAAACAGACAGUAACCACUCUUCCUGCCCAUCGUCACCACACUCUAUAUAUGUCAAUGCCAGCGAUAUGCCGUUAGAUGUCGAAAUGGUUCCGGAUCACCGCACAGCCCUUAUCAACACCACCACGAACGUAAUGCUAACGUCGCCUCACACUAUCAUCCCGCAGAGGAUACACCUACCUGGCGCAACGAGGGCGACCAUCAAAAUAGAACCAGUGACUGCUGCACACUUCCACAACUUACCACCCACGCCUCCGUCUUGUAGCAGCAGCGAGGACAGCGAGGAUAAUGCUACUAUUUCGCAGCCAAGUUCCCCCGCAGCAAGGAAAACAGCCAGGCUGAUGUUGAGUCAGGUGUCGUCCAGGCAGCCGAUCAACACGCCGCUGAUCAGCAACCAGCCGUCCAUGCACGACGUUUUGAAAAUGCAGUCUGGGGAUAUGACGAUAGAAUGGAGCUACAUUUCCAGUAAGGAUAUACCGGGUGUUAUUCUCCACGACAGGCUCAUGACGGAUGCCGUUUUGGGAACCAGACCAAUCAAAACAGAGCAUUCUUACAGUUUAACGUCUGAUGGAGAUAGUUUAUCCAGUUCGCCACAUCAUAAAGUUGAUGCGCGGUGUAGCCAAGUGCAUGACAUGGAACAAGAUCACGUGUCGAUAAAAGAUGAACCUUCCAGCGAAACAGACAGUAACCACUCUUCCUGCCCAUCGUCACCACACUCUAUAUACGUCAAUGCCAGCGAUAUGCCGUUAGAUGUCGAAAUGGUUCCGGAUCACCGCACAGCCCUUAUCAACACCACCACGAACGUAAUGCUAACGUCGCCUCACACUAUCAUCCCGCAGAGGAUACACCUACCUGGCGCAACGAGGGCGACCAUCAAAAUAGAACCAGUGACUGCUGCACACUUCCACAACUUACCACCCACGCCUCCGUCUUGUAGCAGCAGCGAGGACAGCGAGGAUAAUGCUACUAUUUCGCAGCCAAGUUCCCCCGCAGCAAGGAAAACAGCCAGGCUGAUGUUGAGUCAGGUGUCGUCCAGGCAGCCGAUCAACACGCCGCUGAUCAGCAACCAGCCGAUCUCUGCUCAAGAAAGCCGAAGAAAAAAGAAAGAAUACAUGGACCAGCUCGAGAGAAAAGUAGAGCAUCUGGUAAACGAGAACUCCAACUACCGAGAGAAAAUCGAGAGCCUGGAAGACUCCAAUACGAACCUCUUGAACCAGCUGGAGAGAUUACAAGCCAUCGUAGCCAGAACCCAUCCGCAGAUAUUGAAGCAAAUCAAACAGCUCAAUUGAGAGACGGUAAACCAUCCGGUCGUCGCUUUUAAGUCGUUAUGUACAAAAACAUGAGGCUCUGCCAAAAUUAUUAACAAGUAAUUUCGUACGAACUGUUCGAUUUCGGUGACAGGCUCGAUGCCAAUCUGUGGCACGGUUACGGCAUCUCACAUUGUAUGAACGAGUACUCCACACCCUGAGUAUGUCUUCCAACAACACAUUCCAUUGUUACAAAAUAUUUUUGAAUAUAUAUAUAACCAAAGGUA
This is a messenger RNA of Leptinotarsa decemlineata (Colorado potato beetle), 1627 nucleotides long. RefSeq names its product cyclic AMP response element-binding protein A. Gene Ontology annotation, molecular function: cAMP response element binding; DNA-binding transcription factor activity, RNA polymerase II-specific. The record is from RefSeq and is a predicted model, not a curated record. Gene Ontology annotation, biological process: regulation of transcription by RNA polymerase II. NCBI's taxonomy places the organism in Eukaryota, Metazoa, Arthropoda, Insecta, Coleoptera, Chrysomelidae.